Molecule: messenger RNA, 1751 nt
Organism: Didymodactylos carnosus
Lineage: Eukaryota; Metazoa; Rotifera; Eurotatoria; Philodinida; Philodinidae
Source: the annotation of a GenBank genome assembly
AUGAACAAUCUAGACGGGGGAGAAGCGAAUAUAGCUAUUCAAUAUCAACCCGAAACAACAAUCUCAUCUGGACCCGUAAAUACAGUGGAUCCACAAAGACCGUUGUACACGGUGCCAGGAAUAUUACAUUUCCUACAGCAUGAAUGGACACGUUUUGAAAUAGAGCAUCAACAAUGGGAAACAGAGCGAGCCGAAUUACUAGCUCGUAUUGCAUUUCUACAAGGAGAAAGACAGGGGCAAGAGAAUCUGAAAAGUGCACUGGUGAAACGCAUUAAAAUGCUUGAAUAUGCACUCAAACAAGAAAGAUUGAAAUUUAACAAAUUGAAGUAUGGUACAGAUAAUGCACCAAUUGAAGAUCCAAAAUUCAAUACACCAGAAAAUCAUAUGGAUGAUGAUGAUUUAAAAGAAGAUACCAGUCUCUCGUUUGGUGGAAGUAGUGUCUCUUUUAAACAAGGACGACAAUUACUUAGACAAUAUUUGAAAGAAAUUGGCUAUGUCGACACAAUUAUCGAUAUACGUUCAACAGCUGUCAAAAAAUUACUUGGAAUUAAAUCUGAUAAUGAUUUAAAUCCAAAUGUUGUUAAUAAUAACAAUACUGGAAUGUCUGGUGGUGGAAUAAAUGGUGAUUUAAAAUCAUCAUAUGAACCAAAAAGAGUUAUACCAGGAAUUAUUAAGAAUGCUGCGAAUGAGCUUGGUAAAUCUGUAUUAGCUUCGCUGGUAUUUUUGAAAGAUGAACAACCAGAUGGUCAAGAUGAUGAUUCAAGUGACGAUGAUCUUGAUACAAAUCGUAUAAUUGUCAAAAGUAACAAUACAAAUAUGUCGAAUAAUAUUUUGAGUGCAAAUAAUAAUAAUAACAAUAAUCAUCACAAUCAAUAUCAUGGCGUAGAUUCAUUAAAUGAUUUGGAUAGUGAAGAAGCAGCAUUACAAGAAUUUGAUUUUCUUGUUGAUCCAUCAUCGAAUGUUUUGGGUAAUGUGGGAUUUAAUGAAUUAAAAACGCAUAAUACAAGUGGUAAUGAAUGGGAUGUUGAUCAAUCACGUUUGAAUAGAUUGAAAGAAGAAUAUAAACGUGAUCGUAUUGGAAAAAAACUUCAUCAUCAUCAAACUUCAUCUCUUCGUAAUACAUUACUUAAUAUGGGAAAUAAUGAUAAUGGUAAUGAUGAUACAUCGAAUGAUCCACGUUCGUAUUCUGAUGAUGAACAAAUGAACCGUGAAAUGGUUGAUUCAAUGAUGUUUCGUAAUAGUAAAAAUUUUAUGGAAGAUAAUACUAUGGAGAGUCUCGAUGAAUUAGCUCGUGUCACUGUUCAAAAUGAUAAUGAACCACUUUAUGAUACAACGACGGAUUCCGUGGAUUUUAGAAAGACAUGGAAUGUUAAAUUUGUAUUACGAAGUCAUUUGGAUGGCGUACGCUGUGUAGCAUUUCAUCCAGUAGAAUCUGUUGUUGUGACUGGUUCAGAAGAUCGUACAUUAAAAUUAUGGAAUUUAGAAAAAUCGACUACAAUGAGAAAAUCUACAUCAGCAACUCAAGAUCUAGAACCAAUUUAUACAUUUCGACGUCAUUCGUAAGUUUUCACUCUCUGAUAGCACUAGCAAAAAUUCUACAGUUAUUCAGACUGAGUCCUAAUAGUCAGAGACCUGAAUUUUGGGGGGGUAUGGGGGGGGGGGGGGGGCCCCCCCCAAAAUUUUAAAGGACCGUUAAAAGGUUAUUAGGGGGGAACGUGGGAAAAAAAGGGGUUUAACCCCCCGCAAAAGGG